Prunus mume (Japanese apricot) is the source of this 830-nucleotide messenger RNA. RefSeq lists its product as uncharacterized. The record is from RefSeq and is a predicted model, not a curated record. NCBI's taxonomy places the organism in Eukaryota, Viridiplantae, Streptophyta, Magnoliopsida, Rosales, Rosaceae.
AUAAAUCCGAGACUUCUUCUCACUUAGAAUAUCCACAUGCAAUUAGUGAGCUGAUCACUCUAAAUUACUGAGAAGAUCAGCAGAGAUAGGGAGUUAAUUUCUUCAAAAAUCGACCGAUCAGCGGAUCAUGGCUCUAAGUAUGCCUGGCUUGAUCGUCAUGCCAAAGAUGAACAUGGUCCAAUCAAUUCCCAGUUGCAAGUCCUACCAACAUCAAGCCAUGAUUAUCCUGCAGCCUCACCACGACCGUAUGCAUGCCAGGAAUAUUAGUCACUCCAUAAUAUGUGGAGCUGAAAGGCCAGGGAUCAGCACAGGGAGUGGUGGACAAAUUAAUGGGACGAGGGGGUUGAGGGAGCAGAAUGUUUCUGAUCUCACCAGCUCAAAGACUGAUCAGAAAGAUGGCAAGAAAAGCAAAGAAGAUGUUACUGCUACUCCAAAAAAGACUGGUUCUACCAAUUGAAAACAUAUUAUCGACAAUGAUAUCGACACUUUCUGAUAAUCCGUCUUCUAAUAAAGAACGGACGUGCUAUGCAAAGAAGAACUGGGAUAUAUAUAACAUUCUAAAAUAGCUAUGCUUUUUAAUAGAGAGAGUAGCUUGUGAGUAAGAUGCAUAAGUCUUCCUUCGAUCCGGCGGUCUCAACGCGAAGCUCAAAGAUGUCUGAGAAGGAUAUGGCAAUUAAAGUAGAUGUCAUGUUAAUGGUAGAAAGCAUAUUGUAUGCAUAAAUAAUAAUCAUAUUAAUGGUAGAUGUCAUGUUUAAUGGUUCCUAUAAAUAAUAAUCAUAUGAUUAGUGAUGUGUUUUAGCCUGAGUACAAUGAAUUAAGUUAAGUCGGCC